This is a messenger RNA of Pedinophyceae sp. YPF-701, 1083 nucleotides long. Lineage: Eukaryota; Viridiplantae; Chlorophyta; Pedinophyceae. The record is from the annotation of a GenBank genome assembly.
AUGGCGCUCUUCCACAGCCCACGCGACGUGCAGGCCGCGCUCGCGGGCCGCAUCGCCGCCGUCUUCAAGCAGGCCACCGAGGACACCGACGCGUGGGUGCGCGCCGUCGCAGCGGCCCUCGGCGACCCGUCGCAGCCCCAACCCUCCCCGGCGAAGCUCCUCGCGAUGCCUCCGGUGAAGCGCACAGUCGACGAGGUCACCGCGAUCCUCGACGCGCAGACAAACCCGCCGCCGCCGCCCGAGGCCGCCUACCUGACGCCGUCCGCGCUGGCGCAGGCAGGCCUCGCUGUUGCGUCGCCCGCGCACGGUGCGGGCGCGAACGGGGGGGCGGGGGGCGCGGAGGGCGCGCACACGCACUUCCACGCGCGCGCACCCGUCGUCCCUGCGCAUGCGCUUCAGGUCGUGCCGCUCCCGAGCGACACACCCCCUCGGACCCCCCCCAGUCACUCCCCUAAGGAGGGGCGGAAACGCAAGCGGCGGCGCGGGGGGGUCUCGUUCGAGACAGGCAGCGCGCCCGGGGACGGCGCGGGCAACGGCGUCGCGGAGGCGGGGGCCGCGCCGGGCCCGCCGUCGAGCUCGGACCUGCAAUGGGAAGACGCAGGGGGGGGGGCAGUCGCGGGGGGGGGUUCCGGCGCGAAGAGCGGCGCGCGGACAGUGAGCCCAGGGACAGUGCCGUCGCGGCAGUGGCGCGCGACGUCGAGCGCGGCCCAGCCGUCGAGCCCACAGCUGCUCAGUUCGCUGCACACUGGGGAGGGGGGGCUGGAGCAGCCGUCGUCGCUGGCGGUGCCGAGCGCGUCGCCGCGGACGGGGCCGACGAGCGGUCUUCUGCCGUCCUUCUCGAUGGGCAACCUCGACCGCGGCGACGACGAGGACGAGAGCGGGAGCAUGGAGGGGGGUGGGGAGGACGGGACGGGGGGUGUCGCGGGGGGGUCUGGCGCGGGCGCGAGCAGCGACGCGGACGACGGGGGCGAGGACGGGGGCCUGGACGGCGAGGGGGGCUCCGGGGCGGGCAGCGGGGGGGAGUAUACCCUGGGUGGGACACAGGGCGACCCUUGGUACAACAACAGUGUCGAGGAGUGGUAG